AUGGGUCUGUUCGGCGGCAAGAAGAAGGACAAGAUCCCCGAAGUCGGCGGUCCCACCUCCUCCUCCUCGUACGGCCACCCCGGACCCGCACCCUCCAUCUCCGGCACCUCGUCCUACAGCUCCAACCCGCCUCCUUCGUACCGCACCGCACCUUCUUACGUACCCCCGAGCCAGGGAGGGCAGGGGUACGCGUCGACGAGUCACUUCAAUCGCCCGCAGGCCCCACCGACGCAGGGGUAUGGGCAGGGGCAGGGGGAGAGACCGCCUGUUGAGCCGGCGGGUGGGAAAGGCAAGGGCAGUUGGUUCGGGAAGAACAAGAAGGGAGAGGACAUGGAGGCGAGGAACGAGUUGUUGCAGGGUGCGGCGGCGCAGGCUCCCCCUCCUUCUUCGAGAUACGGGCCUGGCGGUGGAGACCCUUACUCCCCAGCACAGGGAGGGUACGGCCAACAAGAGCAGCAAUUCGAGAACGAGGAAGAUGAGGAGGUCGAGGGGAUCAAGCAGCAGAUGCGGUUUGUCAAGCAGGAGUCGCUCGCGAGUACGAGGAACGCGUUGAGGAUCGCGAGGGAGACGGAGGAGACUGCUAGGGCGACGCUGGAUCGGUUGGGAGAACAGUCGGACCGCAUCGCCAAUACCGAGCGUCACCUCGACCUCGCCAAGGCGCACAACGACCGCGCUGUCGACGAGACCAAGGAGCUCGAGGCCUUGAACCGCUCCAUCUUCCGCCCGAACUUCACCUUCAACAAGCAGGCAAAGCGUGACCGCGAAGAACGCCGCUUGCUCGACCGGCACAACGCCGAAAAAGCCGAGCGCGAGCAAGUCCGCCGCGAGCAAUACGAGUCGCGCCAGCGCAUCGACAAUGCGUUCAACCGGAUGGACCGGGACGCCGAGAAUGCCGCGGGCGCAAAGGCACGUGCCAAGGCUCGCGGGAGCGAGAGGACGAGGUAUCAGUUUGAGGCGACGGCGAGCGACGACGAGAUCGAGGACGAGAUGGACGACAAUUUGAACAACCUUGCGCACGUCACGGGCAACCUGAAUUUGCUCGCCAAGGCGAUGGGCACCGAGGUUGACGGGCAGAACAAGAAGUUGGGCAGGAUCACGGACAAGGCAGACGUGCUCGACAACAAGAUCGUCCGCUCAACCCAGCACCUCGGUCGCAUCAAGUAG
Molecule: messenger RNA, 1164 nt
Organism: Rhodotorula toruloides NP11
Lineage: Eukaryota; Fungi; Basidiomycota; Microbotryomycetes; Sporidiobolales; Sporidiobolaceae
Product: plasma membrane SNARE protein
Exons: 3
Coding region: 1-1164 (387 amino acids)
Biological process (GO): exocytosis; vesicle fusion
Cellular component (GO): SNARE complex; plasma membrane
Molecular function (GO): syntaxin binding; SNAP receptor activity
Source: RefSeq, a predicted model, not a curated record